AUGGGGCGAUCGCCGUGCUGCGAGAAGGAUGGGCUGAAGAAGGGGCCGUGGACGCCGGAGGAGGACCAGAAGCUGCUCGCCUACAUUGAGCAGCACGGCCAUGGCUGCUGGCGCUCGCUGCCCGCCAAAGCCGGGCUGCAGCGGUGCGGCAAGAGCUGCCGCCUCCGGUGGACGAACUACCUCCGGCCGGACAUCAAGCGGGGCAAGUUCAGCCUGCAGGAGGAGCAGACCAUCAUCCAGCUCCACGCGCUGCUCGGCAACAGGUGGUCAGCGAUCGCGACGCACCUCCCGAAGCGCACCGACAACGAGAUCAAGAACUACUGGAACACGCACCUCAAGAAGCGGCUGGCCAAGAUGGGCAUCGACCCGGUCACUCACAAGCCGCGCUCCGGCGCGCUCGGGACAGGCGGAGCAGGAGGGGCCGGCGCCGGCGGCGGUGCCGCGGGCGCGCAGCACGCCAGGGCCGCGGCGCACCUCAGCCACACAACGCAGUGGGAGAGCGCGCGGCUCGAGGCCGAGGCGCGCCUGGCGCGCGAGGCCAGGCUGCGCGCGCUCGCGGCCUCCGCCGCCUCCGCGUCCGCGUCCGUCUCGGCGCCGCCGCCACAGAUGCCCGGAGGACCCGCCGCGGCGCACCGGCUCGACUCGCCGACGUCCACGCUCAGCUUCUCCGAGAGCGCGGCGCUCGCCUCGGUCCUGCAGGAGGCUCACGGCGCCGCAACGGCUGCGGCCGCGGCCACGCGCGCCGCCAUGCAGCCCAUGCAGGCGUACGAGGUGGCGUGCAAGGAGCAGCAGCAGCAGCAGUGGGGCGAUCACGUUGUCAAUGUCGCUGACGCAGGCUUCGCCGCGGCGGGGUUCACGGGCCUGCUUCUCGACGGCUCCUUGAGCCAGCAGGAUCUGAGGCCGGCGACGAGGCACGACGAGGACGCGGCCGAGGCGGACGCCGGGCUGCAGGAGACGGAGGAGGAGAAGAACUACUGGGACAGCAUAAUGAGCCUGGUAAACUCGUCGUCGUUGCCGACAUCAUCAGUAGCAGUGCCCGCUCCCGAGGCGUACCCGUCUUCGGCGUCGUUGCAGACGUCAAUGGCGAUGCCCGCGCUCGAGGCGUACUCGUCUCCGGCGUCGUUGCAGGCGACGUCCGUGGCGAUGCCCGCGCUCGAGGCGUACUCCUCGUCAGCGUCGUUGCAGACGUCAGUCGCGAUGCCGGCGCCCGAGGCGUACUCGUCGUCGGCCUCGUUGUCGACGUCAGUCAUCGCUGUGCCCGCGCCCGAGGCCUACUCUCCGGCGCUGGAGUUCUGA
This is a messenger RNA of Miscanthus lutarioriparius, 1296 nucleotides long. NCBI's taxonomy places the organism in Eukaryota, Viridiplantae, Streptophyta, Magnoliopsida, Poales, Poaceae. The record is from the annotation of a GenBank genome assembly.